Anolis carolinensis (green anole) is the source of this 2784-nucleotide messenger RNA. It is a transcript of the gene kcne4, whose product is annotated as potassium voltage-gated channel subfamily E regulatory subunit 4. Gene Ontology annotation, biological process: regulation of ventricular cardiac muscle cell membrane repolarization; potassium ion export across plasma membrane; negative regulation of delayed rectifier potassium channel activity. Gene Ontology annotation, cellular component: membrane. Gene Ontology annotation, molecular function: voltage-gated potassium channel activity involved in ventricular cardiac muscle cell action potential repolarization; transmembrane transporter binding; potassium channel regulator activity. The coding region runs from base 178 to 774 and encodes 198 amino acids. Lineage: Eukaryota; Metazoa; Chordata; Lepidosauria; Squamata; Anolidae. The transcript has 2 exons. The record is from RefSeq and is a predicted model, not a curated record.
UUAUUACGAAAGUGUCAGGAAUUCAACCAGUUAAAUUGCAGACUUUAGAGUUCAUGCACUGACUCUAGGAUGAAAGUAAUGUAAACUCUCAAGUCACGUGAUGAAUGAAACAUUUCUCCGGCAGCUAUUAAUUCUGGAAGCAACCCACGAAACUUUCAGAACUCAGGAACUGAGUAGAUGCACCAUCUCCUCAGAGCUUUGGGAAGCUUGGAAUUAUUUGCAGACUCACGUUCUGACUUUCCGCAGAGAGCUUUGAUGUUCACAAUGGAACAUCCAAAUGUGACCCUGCCUGUGGUGGCUGCUGCUGCUGCAAGCUCUGGCCCUGCUGCUUCUACUCUUGAGAAAGGAGGAGGGAAUGGAAAUGAAUACUUUUACAUCCUGAUCGUCAUGUCCUUCUAUGGAAUCUUUCUAAUGGGAAUCAUGCUGGGAUACAUGAAAACCAAGAGAAAGGAGAAGAAGUCCAACUUGAUGCUGCUCUAUAAAGAUGAGGAGAGGGAGUGGGGACAAGCCGUCAAGCCUCUGCCAACCAUCUCAGGACUGAGAUCUGUCCAGAUUCCCAUGAUGUUAAGCAUGCUGCAAGAGAGUAUGGCGCCGGCCCUUUCUUGCACCCUCUGUUCCAUGGAAGGCAGCAGCGUGAGUGAGUCUUCCUUGACAGAUGUUCACCUCAUCAUUGAAGAGGAAGUACCUGGUGCUGAAGUGGGAGAAAUGGCUGAAAUGGCUCUCCUCAAUGACAGCAGUGAAGGCUCUUCAGAGAGCAUCCAUCAGAAUUCCUAGCAGCUUCUUUCCUCAAAUGAAAGACUAACAAUUAAUCCCAAUUUUGCAUCCUGCCUUGAACCACAUACUUUCCAAAAGGGAAGGGGUGCUCAUUGUGUUGUAAGAAGCAGAAGAGGCAAAGUAGCAAUGACUAAUGUGUAAUAGAAUGUCGCUGUUGUGAUGUCAGAAGGAGAAUUUCUUCCCUGGCAAAUCUCUUAGUGUAGCCUCUGCUUCCUUCACAAUAUAGGAAAACUUUGGGAAGCAAUCUGCUUUGUGAAUGAAGUAUGUUUUGACAGCUAGCCUUGUGGAUUUGUGCUGCUGAUUUUUUUCAACAAUCUUUUGAAUAUACUAAGGGCAGGAAGAAUGCAAUGCAAAGUUAGAUCUUUGCUUUAAUCUGUGGCUGAACAGGAGCACGCUUGAACAAAAUCUCCACACUCCAGAUCAGCAGAGUUAUGUGGGAAUCAAUAGUCUUGUGUGGGUAUAUCUGAGCAAGAUCUGUCUUUGGGAUCAAUUUUAUGUGAAUGGCAAUGAAAAAAAAUAUAUGCCAAUGGAGAUUGUGCUCGCAUUUACAUGACCAUUGAUUUAUGUCAACAGAAACUGUGAUCACAGUUCACAGGGCUACUUAAUCUUGCUUUCUUUUAAUGGCAAUGGUGAAAGCAACUCAAUACAAAAGAAUGAAAGUGGGGCUCCCUUACCUCAUUAACUUUGCUUGUGAUGCAUCCAUUUCUGUUUGUUAAAUUUGCCUUAAUAUAAGAAAGAAGAUGGUUCCUUUAACAAUUUAUACCACACCUAAAUUAGAAAACUCAAACCUUAGCUGAAGUUCCUAAACAGAUGGAGCCAAAGCAUGCUAUAUUGCUCUUUUCCUCCUCUGCUCAGCACUUCUGCUUCGGUGGUUCGAGGAACUCUGGAUAUGGGGCAUGAACUGAAGCUGCGAAAUUCAUGCAUUGUAUAAAAUUACAGAUUGAUAAUAUGUGUCCCUUCAGAUUUCAGACACCCAAUAUAACUAGUAUAACCAGUCCAACAAUAGCUGAAGGUUGAUAUAUUCACCAAACCUGCAUUAAACUAUGAUUAGCAGUGUUUAUGCAGUGUUUACAAACACACUUCAAGCCAAGAUUUUAAAAAUUCUGGUUCCAUAGCUGGCUACAAACCAAUGUUUUGUGAGUUUAGGUCUCAUGCCAUCCCAUGGUUACUUGUGACCAUUGUUUGUCAAAAGAUUGCAACUGAACCAUUAUGUAUUGAUUGUGUUGCAAAAUGUAGGCACAUUUUAAUGAAGGCUAUAACAUUGAACUUCUAGUGCUAUGAUUUUUUAAAUCAUCUAUUGUAUUUCACCAUGACAUCAAUAUUUGGACUGGUUUUGACAACAGAAAUGUUGCUGAAAUGCCUGACUGACUUUUCCAAGUUAAACAGCUUAGAAACACACUUAUUGUCAUGGGAAAGAAGUCUGGGAAAACAGCAUGAAAAGGAGACGGAGAAAAUCAGGUCAAAACCCACUUUCUAAUCCCAGCUCCAAAUUCAGUAUAGUAGGGUUGGUUUAAUGUUAUGGAUCACAGAGAAUGGUCAUUUCAUCUUUCUGAUGUCAUAGGAAAUGCUUUGUUUUGUUUCCAGGGAGCUUUGUUACUCAUUGACAAGUAGCUGCAAAUCUCAUUAAAGGCAAUGGGAAUAUUUUUAUGGAUUUUGCUGAACAACCCAUGAGCACAAACUUUAGGUUAUUUUAUUCCAAGAGGAACUGUUAAAACUUUUCAAAGAAGCCAAGUUAACUUUUGGCAUUUUGCCUGGAAUCACUUGAAAUCUGAAACUUUCCAACUCAGACUGUCGUUUGAAUUGUCACAUUUUCUUCCUUGCUGUAUCCUCAUUUCUUUUCACACAAAUCUUUUUGUGACUUUCUCUCUCCCUUCUUUGUUGUUUUGAAAGACAAAUUUGUAUAUACUUUGAUACCAGAUUGUAUAUAUUUGUCUUAUGUAUUUAUGUUUAAUUGGUUCUUUCUGGUAACACUUGUUUUUUUAUUUAAAUAAAGGAAUCACGUUGUGUGUA